CUCAAGAUAUUCCUCCCAUGACGUCACUACAGAUCAUUGCGGAAGUAAACCGAGCAACGAAACAGACCGAAACCCAAACAAGUUGGUGUGUACCCUUUACCAAUAUUUCCAGGUAGUCUGUCAUCAUGCUGGGGGGAGGAUUCAAAGCAGAGAGGCUAAGAGUUAACCUCCGGCUCGUCAUUAAUCGACUGAAACUCCUUGAGAAAAAGAAAACUGAGCUUGCUCAAAAAUCCAGGAAGGAGAUCGCAGAUUAUCUGUCAUCAGGAAAAGAUGAGCGGGCUCGUAUCCGCGUGGAGCACAUCAUCAGAGAAGACUAUCUGGUGGAAGCCAUGGAGAUCCUGGAGCUCUACUGUGACCUGCUGUUGACUCGCUUUGGCCUCAUUCAGUCUAUGAAGGAACUGGACCCAGGCCUACAAGAGGCAGUGUCCACCCUCAUCUGGGCAGCGCCUCGUCUCCAGGCUGAGGUGUCUGAACUAAGAACUGUAUCUGAGCAGCUAUGUGCAAAAUACAGCAAGGAGUACGGCAAGCUGUGCAGGACAAACCAGAUUGGAACGGUCAACGAUCGGCUGAUGCACAAACUGGGUGUGGAGUCCCCUCCUAAGAUCUUGGUGGAGCGCUACCUGAUAGAGAUCGCCAAGAACUAUAAUGUGCCAUACGAACCCGACGCCAUGGUCCGGCCCGAGGUGGGUCCUGGAGAAGAAGCUGACCUGAUUGACGUGGACAAUGACAAGAAGUUUGGAGGAGGAGGAGGAGGCGGCGGCGGCGGCGGCGGUUUCACUGCUCCUGCUGGUGUAAUGCCCAUGCCUAUGCCUAUGCCCAUGCCUAUGCAAUCCGCUUUCAACUAUCCAGCUCCUAAAGGACCCGAACCAUAUAACCCUUCUGUUGGAACCUACAACCACUUCCAGCAUCCCAUGGGAGGAGGGCAGCCCCCUCAGCUGCCUUCUUGUCCCCCCACAUACGAGUCAAUUGAUGACCUAACUGACAAACCUUCUGUUCCUUCCCAGGUCGUAGGUCCUGGCCCUUCAUCUCAGCUAUUUGACAACAAUGCGCUCCCAGAGCUCCCCUCUGUUCCCGAUACACUCCCCACGACCUCCUUCGGCAGAACAAACACCACCUCGGAUGACAUCGACUUUGACGACUUAACGCGGCGGUUUGAGGAGCUGAAGAAGAAGACCUAAUGCUUUGUCCCUGGUCUAUGCACAUACAUUUACACAAACAUACACACAGGCAUGUGCUGUCAACCCAGCAGCGGGGAACUGGAAAUUUGUUGGUUUUCUCCCUUCCACGUUCAAGUAAUCUUACAUAGAUAUAAACAUACAAGGAUGUAUUCUAAUUGCUCAUUUAUACAAAUAUAACCUUUGGCAGUUAGCGGAAAUGUAAUUUAUGUUGGUUGUACUAAGGAGUACAAUAUGGUAAUUUCUUUCCAGCACAUAAUAUAUAUUCUUACACACAAUCAUUUGGCUUUUGACUUCUGUUCACAGACUUUUAUUUGUUCCCAUCUGUCAAUGUAACACAUCUCUCUAACACUUUACAUCUAAACUUAGAUUUGAAUUCUUACUUCUCUGUUUAUUGUUUUUAUUUGGAGUAGGGAUAGAAUAUUUACACUACAUGAUAUCUUGAUUCUGCUUUCCACACGCUAUGCAUUAGACUGAGUAACACAGUUGCCAAGAUCAGCGUCACCAGUCAAACCGGGCAGACAGGCCCACCCAGUUUCAUGGGGAGUUGGCAUUGACAUUCAAAAGCCACAGAUUGUGUCCGGCUCCAAGAAACUGCAUUUUUUUCUCUUUCCUCAUACCUUUAUUUA
Molecule: messenger RNA, 1804 nt
Organism: Pungitius pungitius (ninespine stickleback)
Lineage: Eukaryota; Metazoa; Chordata; Actinopteri; Perciformes; Gasterosteidae
Gene: ist1
Product: IST1 factor associated with ESCRT-III
Exons: 10
Coding region: 126-1178 (350 amino acids)
Biological process (GO): protein transport
Source: RefSeq, a predicted model, not a curated record